AUGGGAACCCUUUGUUCAGCCUGCGCAGCCAGAGCUGGCAGCUAGCCCCUGGCGACAUCCCAACCAGAGUGCCUCCGCUAACUGCAUUCACGAGAAACAGGGUCCUGAGCAAGUUCUCCAAGGGCCCAACAAAGCUCGAGCAGCCCUUGCCAGCGGUAAGACAGCCACCAAAGCAAGCUCAGCCAGCCAGGCAUGCCCCUGACUGAGGAAGACUGGCAGUAUGUGAUGUAUGCAGGGAGAAGGAAGCACUUCACCUGGGAGAGUGUCAGAUGUGUAACAAGCACCAGGGAGCAGCCAUUUGUGACCGAGGCUGGUAAGAGCGCAGCAGAAGCUGUGUGCCAGCUACGGAUGGCAAGCUUGGCUUCCUUGGUAGGGGCCAUGACAGCAGCUCCAGUGGAACCCGAGGGCCUUGUCCGGAAGGCACUGCUGCUGCUUGUGGGAAUUCCAUCAGAUCUCUUUCCUUAUGAUCCUGUGCUGCACAGGUUCAGCAUUCGAGAUGGGAUGCGGCUUAAAGGCACAUCAUCUGAAGCCCUUGCUGCAUCACUCCAGUGCUUCCUGGAAUGUGGCAGGGACAUCCGCUUUCUGGAAGACCUUGUCUCCAACAAUCCAUCCGGAAACAUCAAGCCUUCCCUGACAUGGCAGGCAUUUGUUGGAGCACUGAGGCGCUUCCUGCACUGCUUUCAUGGCUGCCUGGUGCCCAUGGCAGGUCAUGCCGACAUGCUUACCAUCCUUCAGCUGAGCCAUAUUGUGAACCGUCUUUGCGACCACGUGAGGUGCAUCACAGACAUUUGCCACGGUGCAGUUCAAAAACAAGGGGCUCCCUCGCAACGAACGCAAAGCAUGCUGCUACUGCGCACACUGUGUCAACAUGCCAAGAGCUGCUGGGGCCAGGAGGAAUCAUCCAUCGUGGCAUUCCUUCUUCAGCAGAGCUGCCAGCCUUACCUCCGGUUUUUGGAGGAGUGGCUAUACGAUGGACAUUGCAAUGACCCCUAUGGAGAAUUCCCCAUUCUGAUACACAAGCAGGAAGUGGAGAUGCGAGAUGAAAGCUUCUGGGAGAAAGGAUUCCAGUAUGCAGCCUCGGAGGCUCCAUUCCUUGCCACUUUCAUGCCGAAUGUCUUCACCAGCGCCAAGAGUGCCAUGCUGCUCAAAGUCUGCAAGCCUCAGAGUCGCCUCCUGUGGAGCAAGCAGCUGCGACCGGAGUUGAGGCUGGCGUUCAGCAGCCUGCAACUGGAGAAGACCAGGGAGUCAUCAGAGUGCUACAGCCGUGCCAUGGAGUCUGAGCUCAAGCUGACACCACUCCCAGAGAUUUGCCUUGGACUUGAUCCAUACGUGGAGAUCCCAAAACAAUGGAUCGAAGCUCAAAGGCAACGAGUCGACAGGAGAAGUCAUCUGCUUAAUGCAAUUCCUCGGUCACCGAGCUCCAAUUCCAGGUGUUUGCCCUCACCGUGCAGUAAGAGUGCUGCACAACAUGCACGUGGGAUCCCACCAGCUACAGCAGCCAGUGUAACCCACGAAGACCUGCUCUACUCAGUUAUGACUGGCACACACAUGAGAGUGAUUGGCAGGUCGACAGGUGGUGUUGCCAUGGAAACAGAGCAGCACAGUAACCUGGGACUUUUCUGUGAAACAGCAGGAACAUAUGGCAGAAUUGUACAACGGAACAUCUUUGGUCAUUCGUCCGACUCCCAACUUCACGACAUCCUCUAUCCGGACUGUGCUGGUAAAGUGUCGAGCAAAGAAAACCAAAGCACAGCAGAAAGGAAUCUUGAAAGUGUUACAGCUGAGGUUGGCAUAGGUACACCGACCGGAAUCUCCUCAUGUCCCAGUUCGAAACUCAUGAUGUUAUCUGGUAGUAGAGCUGAACAUGGGAGACCAGAAUUGCUAAUGCAAGAACCAAGCUCUUCUGAAGCAUCACCUGAGAGUCCUUGCCCGUGCGGACGCUCGUUUGAAGACGACACCUAUGAAAGUGAGGGGAAAGGGCUGAACCAGUCCUGUGGUGACAAUCCUGGUUUGCUGCUCUCGGAGCCCACUUGUGACGAGGCACACGGUGCUGAGGACGGCGGUGGGGAUGCCAGCGUGUUGGCUGCUGACAAGGAAAGUAGCCUACCUACCACUGCAAAUGAGUCCUUCCCUGUGGGAUUGAAGAUGGCUGAGCCUCUGGCAUCAUCCAGGCUGGCAUUCUUCUUGCCAGACAGCACCUUUGGCGACUGGACCCUUGAUGGUGGACUAUGCCGUCUCCCACUGGAGAUUGCCAUGAAGCGCUCCCUGCUUCCCCCAUUGACAGCGCAGAUGGAGCUGCUGAAUCGGGUGUGCGUGUCCUACCUUGUGAUUGAGCUGCGGCUUUACGACCACCUGGAGGCACUCACCAACUACUUCUGCUUUCAAGAUGGCGAGUUUGGACAAGCACUGUGCGAUGCCAUAUGCCACAAGCUCAAGUCACCCAUGCGCUCACCAGCAGAAUUUCUCAACCCAAGGACGCUCAACUGGAUUCUCUCUCAAGCCUUGAGCUCAUCUCUGCGUGGAGAGAGCGCAGAGGCAGCAAACCUGCGCCUUGACGCAUGCAGCAUUCCUCUUGUCAUCCCUCCAGGUCAGAACAUCCUGAACUGCCUUUCAAUGAGCUACAAGGUGGAGUGGCCGCUCAGCAUGGUGAUCAACCGGGCUUGCCUGCUGCGCUACAACAAGAUAUUCCGCUUCCUCCUCAGCUUGAGGCGAGCCCUGUGGGCGCUUUCAGAUAUCUGGAGCCGUCUAAAGCCAUCUGCACUCCCCAGGAAGCCAGACUCAUCACUGGAAUUCAGGCAACUUCAGCUGAUGAGGCACGAGAUGCUACAUUUUGUGCACAUGGUCCAGUCGUACGUGGGCAGUCAAGUCAUGCAGGCAUCGCUUGCAGAGCUACGUGCCGUGCUCAACAAAGAGGCACAGUCUGUUGAUGACCUCCGCAAUGCCCACUUUGCCUUCCUCAAGCGGCUCAGCCAGCGAUUGCUUCUAGGACGUAGGGCUGUACCUGUCCGCAAGUUACUGCACGAAGCACUCAACACGGUGCUGUUUUUCCAAGCAGAGCUUGCAGAGUACUCAUGGCGCAUUCAGGAUGGUGUCCAGCUGAGCCACCCAUCUUUUGCCAAGUUUGUAGCUGCCCACACCAAGUUUCAGAAAACUGUGGCCACACUGCAGACAGCUUGGCUCUCGGACGCCAUGGGAGCCCCCAGCAUCAAGAAGACUUCGCCUGUCGCAGUACCCAAUGAACUGUCUCAAGCUCUCCGAGGUGCUCGACUUCAGUGCAUUCCACUGGUCUGAGCAAGCCGCUCACUCGCUGAGCAUCGUGGGGAACGAGCUCUCGCCUGAUCGCUUUUGAAGAAGUGUCAAACUGCAUCCAGAACUUUUCUAUGCCAUACAAUUUGGGAGAGGCUGUAUUUGAAAUGAUUAUGAAGCUGUUUAUUCUCGUCUAUUGUCUCAUUGCACUUAAUUUUGCCUCAGCAUUAAAAAAAAUU
Dermacentor silvarum is the source of this 3485-nucleotide messenger RNA. RefSeq names its product gamma-tubulin complex component 6 (gene Grip163). Gene Ontology annotation, molecular function: gamma-tubulin binding; microtubule minus-end binding. Gene Ontology annotation, cellular component: equatorial microtubule organizing center; gamma-tubulin complex; spindle pole. The transcript has 23 exons. The coding region runs from base 193 to 3291 and encodes 1032 amino acids. The record is from RefSeq and is a predicted model, not a curated record. Lineage: Eukaryota; Metazoa; Arthropoda; Arachnida; Ixodida; Ixodidae. Gene Ontology annotation, biological process: cytoplasmic microtubule organization; spindle assembly; microtubule nucleation.